AUGUCUUCUCAAGUUUCAAAUUUUCCUGCUUCCAUUAUGAAAACCAAUGAUAUUCCUGAUGUUAAGCGUUCUCUUGCAAAUUUUCAUCCUAAUAUUUGGAAGGAACAUUUCCUUUCAUUUACAUUUGAUGAUGCAUUGAAAGUAGAUGAGGGCAUGAAAGAAAGAACUGAAAAGUUGAAAGAAGAAAUAAGAAUGAUGAUGAUUGCUUAUGUGGAAAAUCAACUGGUUAAGUUAAAUUUGGUUGAUUCAAUCCAACGGCUAGGAGUAUCCUAUCAUUUUGAAGAUGAGAUUGAUGAAUUCUUAGAACAUAUAUAUGUGUCUUAUAAUAAUUCUCUUUUAUUGAGUAACAAAGAUAGUGAAGGUGAAGAUCUUCAUAUUACUGCUCUUCUAUUUCGACUUCUGAGGCAACAAGGUUAUAGGAUUUCAUGUGAUAUAUUUUUGAAGUUCAUGGACGACAAUGGAAAAUUCAAAGAGUCACUGGUUGAGGAUGAAAGAGGAAUAUUGAGCCUAUAUGAAGCAUCACAUAUGAUGGUACAUGGAGAAGCUUUGCUCGAGGAAGCUCUUGAAUUUACAACCACACAUCUUCAAACAUAUAUUCAUCGUUACUCAAAUAUUAAUCCAAGUUUUGCAUCUGAAGUUAGUAAUGCAUUGAAAUUGCCUAUUAGAAAAGGUGUUCCAAGAAUCAAGGCAAGAGAGUAUUUGGAAAUUUACCAACAGCAUCCUUCUCACAACGAGACUUUGCUUACAUUCUCAAAACUUGACUUCAACACCUUACAAAAGCUUCACCAAAAGGAGCUAGCGGAAAUCUGCAGAUGGUGGAAGGAUUUGAACGUUUCAACAAACUUUCCAUUUGCGAGAGAUCGAAUUGUGGAGUGUUACUUUUGGAUAUUGAGUAUAUAUUUUGAACCUCAUUUCAAGUUUGGAAGGAAAAUAUUAACUAAAGUGAUCGCUAUGACCUCAAUUAUGGAUGAUAUAUAUGAUGCAUAUGGGACAUUUGAAGAGCUCCAAGUUUUUACCUUAGCAAUCAAAAGAUGGGACAUGAGCAUGAUCAAUCUACUGCCGAAGUAUAUGAAAGUUUAUUAUACAACUCUGCUUGAUCUUUUUGAAGAGAUUGAUAAAGAGAUAGUCAAUGAUGAAACAUCCUAUCGCUCUCACUUUGCAAAAGAAGCCAUGAAAAGGCAAGCUGAAUCCUAUUUCAAAGAAGCUGAAUGGCUAAACAAAAAUUAUAAACCAAAAUAUGAAGAAUACAUGGAAGUGGCUUUAGCUAGUUCAGGUUAUGAACUACUUUCAACUAUUUCAUUUGUUUGCAUGGGUGACAUUGCAACAGAGGAAAUAUUUGAUUGGCUAUUUGAUUGUCCCAAAAUACUUAAAGCCUCAACCACUAUUUCUAGACUUAUGGACGAUGUUGUCUCCUACAAGUUUGAGAAAGAAAGAGAACAUGUUGUUUCUGCGGUUGAAUGUUACAUGAACAAUUAUGGGUGCUCAGAAGAAGAAACAUGUGCUAACUUACUUAAGCAAGUAAAAGAUGCAUGGAAGAAUAUAAAUAAAUGUUGCCUUCAUCCGAUGACUGUUCCAGUUCCAUUUUUAGUUUGUGUAUUAAAUCUCACAAGAGUUAUGGCUCUACUUUAUUCCGAUGAAGAUGGAUAUACAAAUUCCAAGGGUAGGACUAAACUUCUUAUUCAGUCUCUACUUAUUGAUCCAUUAUAUUUGUAA
This is a messenger RNA of Cucumis melo (muskmelon), 1713 nucleotides long. RefSeq names its product (+)-gamma-cadinene synthase-like. Gene Ontology annotation, molecular function: terpene synthase activity; magnesium ion binding. Gene Ontology annotation, biological process: diterpenoid biosynthetic process. The record is from RefSeq and is marked provisional. Lineage: Eukaryota; Viridiplantae; Streptophyta; Magnoliopsida; Cucurbitales; Cucurbitaceae.